AUGGUUCGUGGAUUAACGAAAUAUCCAGGAACCUCCACGAAGCUACUAAACAUCUGCAUCGAUUCCCUCUGCAAAUCUCGUAACUUAGAGAAAGCAGAAUCAUUACUCAUAGACGGAAUCAGAUUAGGCGUUCUUCCCAACGUCAUCACUUACAACACCUUAAUCAACGGCUACUCUCGUCUCCUCGGAAUCGACCAAGCUUACGCCGUAACCCAUCGGAUGAAACAAGCAGGAAUCAAACCAGACGUCUCUACAUACAACUCAUUAAUCUCUGGAGCUGCGAAACAGCUCUCCUUUACUCGUGCACACCAACUGUUCGACGAAAUGCUUCACUCAGGUUUAUCUCCAGAUAUGUAUAGUUACAACACUCUCAUGUCUCUCUACUUCAAGCUCGGGAGACACGGAGACGCGUUUCGGAUACUUAACGAGAAUGUUCAUCUCGCUGGGCUGACUCCUGGUGUUGAUACUUACAACAUUCUCCUCGACGCGCUUUGCAAGAGCGGGCAUAUAAAUAAUGCUGUUGAGCUCUUUAAGCAUAUAAAGACCCAGGUUAAACCCGAGUUAAUGACUUAUAACAUUCUCAUCAACGGUCUUUGUAAAUCAAGAAGAGUUAGCUCUGCAAACUGGCUGCUGAAGGAGCUCGAGGAAGCGGGGUACACUCCUAAUGCUGUCACAUACACGACGAUGCUUAAAAUGUAUUUUAAGAGCAAGAUGAUAGAGAAAGGGCUUAAGCUGUUCUUGAAGAUGAAGAAAGAAGGGUAUACGUUUGACGGGUACGCGAGUUGUGCAGUUGUUAGUGCUUUGAUUAAGACGGGAAGAGCAGAGGAGGCGUAUCAGUGUAUGCAUGAGCUGGUGAGAAGCGGUAGACGGAGUGGAGACAUUGUUUCGUAUAAUACAUUGUUGAAUUUGUAUUUUAAAGAUGGGGACUUGGAUGCAGUGGAUGAUUUAUUGGAGGAGAUAGAGAAUAAAGGAUUGAAACCUGAUGACUACACGCACACGAUCAUAGUCAAUGGUUUGUUGAGCAUUGGACAUACGGGAGGAGCUGAGAAGCAUUUGGCAUGUAUGGGAGAGAAGGGGAUGCAGCCUAGUGUCGUCACUUGUAACUGUUUGAUUGAUGGAUUGUGCAAAGCGGGUCAUGUAGACCGUGCCAUGAGGUUGUUUGCGUCGAUGGAGAUUAGAGAUGAGUUUACUUACACUUCUGUUGUGCAUAAUCUAUGCAAAGAUGGGCGGCUUGUGUGCGCUUCGAAGCUGUUAUUGCUGUGUUACAACAAAGGAAUAAAGAUUCCAUCGUCGGCAAGACGGGCAGUGUUGUCGGGUUUAAGGAUGACGGUAUCUUAUCAGGCAGCGAGGAAGACAGAUCACAGAAUCAAAGCUGCUAUUAAAUGCAAUGCAGUAACAGAUUCUUAAGAUAUUGAAAGGUUUUUAGAGAGAAAUUGUUAUACUAGAUUCUAGUGGAGACUUGAGGAGUCUCUCUUGGAACUAGAGAGUCUUCUUUCGUCUGCAUCAACGGAGUUCUAUCUUCAGACAACUCAGUGUAAAGUAUGGAGAAAAGUAUGUUAAAACAGUUUCUUGUGUUACCCUUACGUAAAAAUUCUUGUGUCUCUCUCUUGUAAAUAUAGCCAUUGAGAUUGAUUUUGGCCACAGAUGUAUUAGUUUAGGGUUAACUGGAUUGUUC
Messenger RNA from Eruca vesicaria subsp. sativa (arugula), 1675 nucleotides. The record is from the annotation of a GenBank genome assembly. Lineage: Eukaryota; Viridiplantae; Streptophyta; Magnoliopsida; Brassicales; Brassicaceae.